Molecule: messenger RNA, 1425 nt
Organism: Venustampulla echinocandica
Lineage: Eukaryota; Fungi; Ascomycota; Leotiomycetes; Helotiales; Pleuroascaceae
Product: Dolichyl-diphosphooligosaccharide--protein glycosyltransferase subunit WBP1
Exons: 4
Coding region: 1-1425 (474 amino acids)
Cellular component (GO): oligosaccharyltransferase complex; endoplasmic reticulum membrane
Source: RefSeq, a predicted model, not a curated record
AUGCGGUGGAUUCUUUCAUUCUGUCUGCUGGCGCUAGCUGCCAUCGUGCAGGCGGCGAGUUCCAGUGGUAAUAAAUUAUUGGUUGUGCUUGAAGAGCUGGCCGAGAAGUCGAAAUAUACAACAUACUUAGGGGAUCUUGAAGCUAGAGGCUUCAAAAUCACAAUCGAUUCGCCAAAGAACGAGAAAGUCGCGCUGUUCGAAUUGGGCGAGAGAGCUUAUGACCACCUACUCCUUCUACCUUCGAAAUCGAAAGGUCUUGGGCCCCAAUUUACACCGAAGCUUCUUCUUGACUUUGUCAAUGCGGGUGGGAACAUCCUCUUGACGCUCUCCGCCUCAAAUCCAACACCAACCACCGUCGUAUCUCUACUCCUCGAGCUCGAUAUCCAUCUCCCCACCGAUCGUACAGCGCUAGUAGUUGAUCACUUCAAUUAUGAUACGUUGAGUGCUGCUGAGGCACACGAUGUUGUCCUUGUCCCACGACCAGAUUCCAUCCGGCCAGCUGUCAAGAACUUCUUUAAGGGUGACGGAAAGGGCGGAGAAGUUAUUGCCUUCCCCCGUGGCGUUGGACAAACUCUUGGGAAUGCCAGUCCUCUGUUGACACCUAUCCUCCGAGCUCCUCGAACUGCGUAUUCAUACAACCCGAAGGAGGACGUCGAGGGUGUUGAGGAUCCAUUUGCCGUCGGCCAGCAAUUGUCUUUAAUCACGACGAUGCAAGCCAGAAACUCGGCGCGUUUUACCGUUAUUGGUUCCGCAGAAAUGUUGGAGAAUACUUGGUUUGAUGCCAAGGUUAAGCGGAGCGCAGGUUUGGGUGAUGUUGCUGCCGGUGCGAAGAAGGUUCAGACCUCCAAUCGAGAGUUUGUCAAGGAGGUGACCGGCUGGACAUUCAAAGAGCUUGGAGUUUUGAAGGUUGGAGCCAUUGAACACCACUUGAUUGAAGGCGUGGCCGAUGACAGCAUUAUCAACCCGAAGAUCUACCGAGUUAAGAACGAGGUGACGUACUCAAUCGAGCUUUCGGAAUACUCCUGGGACCAUUGGGUGCCAUUUACCCCUCCAGCGGACGAUGUAGUCCAGCUCGAAUUCUCCAUGCUCUCACCAUUCCACCGCCUUCCUCUCACACCCUCAACCACCACCGCAAACUCCACAAUCUACACCACAAGUUUCAAACUCCCAGACCAACAUGGAAUAUUCAACUUCAAGAUCAACUACAAGCGACCGUUCCUUACCAACCUUGAAGAGAAGAACACCGUCACAGUUAGACAUUUCGCCCACGACGAGUGGCCGAGGAGUUGGGCCAUCAGCGGAGCCUGGCCUUGGCUCACCGGAAUCGGGGUUACUGUUACGGGAUGGGUGGCUUUUGUUGCGUUAUGGCUGUGGAGUAAGCCUGUGCCAUUGAAGCUAACAACGAGUGGGAAGAAGAUACAGUGA